This is a messenger RNA of Heteronotia binoei (common prickly gecko), 3639 nucleotides long. It is a transcript of the gene DDHD1, whose product is annotated as DDHD domain containing 1. The coding region runs from base 1 to 2784 and encodes 927 amino acids. The transcript has 13 exons. Gene Ontology annotation, cellular component: cytoplasm. Gene Ontology annotation, molecular function: glycerophospholipase activity; metal ion binding. NCBI's taxonomy places the organism in Eukaryota, Metazoa, Chordata, Lepidosauria, Squamata, Gekkonidae. The record is from RefSeq and is a predicted model, not a curated record.
AUGGAGAGCCCCGAGGAGGAGGAGGCCGCCGCCGCCUCUUCCCGCCUCGCCGAGCCGCUGAGGAGGGCCUCCCGCUUCCACAAGCGCUCGGCGGCGCGCGGCGACGGCUCGGAGGCAGCGGCGGCGGCCGACUCGGAAGGGGCUGAGCUGGCGGGGCGGCGUCUGCGGCAGGAGGGCGCCCCCCCGCCGGCCGCCCUGUCGUCCUCCUCGUCGUCGCUGUCGGACGAGCCGCUCGGGCCUCCCCCUCCGCCGGGCCUGCUCCGCCACCGGCCGCACCGCGCCCACCACAAGGCCUCGCCGCCGCCGCCGCAGAGGCGCCCCCGCCGCCGCCGCGCCGCCCGCCUCCUCCUCCACGACCCCGCCCAGGACGCCCCGCCGCUCUACCCGCACGACGGCGACGAGGAAGAAGACGACGAGGACGACGACGACGGCGGCGGCCUGGAGGGGGACGAGGGCGGCGAGCUGUGCAGCGACGGCGGCGGCUUCUGCCUCCCUCCCGGCUCGGAGCCGCGCAGGCGGGCGCGGGCGGGCGGGCCUCCCGUGGCGCUGAGCGGCGCCUCCUCCUCCUCCGCCGCCGGCCCGUCGCCCUCGUCGCUCUCGGCAGCCCGCGGCGGCGAGGUGGUGCGCGAGCUGGGCCCCGAGGAGGUGCGCUGGUUCUACCGCGAGGACCGCAAGAGCUGGAAGCCCUUCAUCGGCUACGACUCGCUCCGCAUCGAGCUGGCCUACCGGGCCCUCCUGCUGCUCCUCCUGCAGCAGCCGCCGCGCACCCCCAGCCCGCCCGCCCCCGCCGCCAACAGCCCCGAGCGGCCCGGCCCCGAGCCCGUCUGCGUCCGAGGAGGCCUCUACGAGGUGGACGUCGCCAACGCCGAGUGCUACCCCGUCUACUGGAACCCGACAGAAAAGAUUCCUGUGAUGCGUGGGCAGUGGUUUAUUGAUGGCACGUGGCAGCCCUUAGAAGAAGAAGAAAGUAACCUGAUAGAACAGGAGCAUCUCAGCUGUUUCAAGGGGCAGCAGAUGCAGGAGAACUUUGAUAUGGAAAUAUCGAAAACCCUGGAUGGAAAAGAGGUUACCUACCACCUCCCUCCCUUCUCCCUCCAUUCUCUGUUCAAAUGGAGAGGAUAUAAAGAGAAUGCAGAGGCUUCAGGGCUUAAACGCAAGCGGUCUGAAGCUAUCCACAGUCUGAAGCUGAGCCGCACCCACGUGGACUGGCACAGUGUGGAUGAAGUCUAUCUUUACAGCGAUGCAACAACGUCAAAAAUUGCAAGAACGGUGACUCAGAAGCUGGGGUUCUCCAAAGCUUCGAGCAGCGGGACAAGACUUCACCGAGGCUACGUGGAAGAAGCUACGUUGGAAGACAAGCCUUCGCCCACCACUCACAUUGUGUUUGUCGUGCACGGCAUUGGGCAGAAAAUGGACCAAGGAAGAAUUAUAAAAAAUACUGCCAUGAUGCGAGAUACUGCAAGGAAAAUAGAAGACAAGUAUUUUAGCAACCAUGCCACACAUGUUGAGUUCCUGCCUGUUGAAUGGCGAUCGAAGCUUACCCUUGAUGGAGAUACUGUGGACUCCAUUACUCCAGAUAAAGUCCGUGGCUUAAGGGAUAUGCUGAACAGCAGUGCGAUGGACAUAAUGUACUACACAAGUCCCCUCUACAGAGAUGAAUUAGUGAAAGGCCUUCAGCAGGAGUUGAACCGCUUGUACACGCUUUUCUGUUCGCGGAAUCCAGACUUCAGAGCCAAGGGCGGGAAAGUGUCAAUUGUGUCGCACUCCUUGGGAUGCGUGAUCACCUAUGACAUCAUGACCGGGUGGAAUCCGGUCAGACUGUAUGAGCAGUUGCUUGAGAAGGAGUACGAAGACCUCGAAGAGACCUGGAUGAGCUAUGAGGAGCAGCAUUUGCUAGAAGAGUUUUACAUAACCAAGCAGCGAUUGAAAGAAAUAGAAGAGAGGUUGCAUGGGCUGAGGACAUCCACCAUAUCCAAACCACCUGCCUUAAAAUUCAAGGUUGAGAAUUUCUUCUGUAUGGGAUCUCCAUUAGCAGUGUUUUUGGCCUUGCGCGGCAUCCGUCCAGGAAACGGUGGAAGUCAAGAUCACAUUCUGCCCCGAACUCUUUGUAACCGGUUGCUAAACAUUUUUCAUCCAACAGAUCCAGUGGCCUACAGACUAGAACCGUUGAUCCUGAAGCACUAUAGCAACAUCUCCCCUGUCCAGAUCCACUGGUACAACACCACCAACCCUCUCCCUUACGAGCACAUGAAGCCAAGUUUCCUCAACCCAACGAAAGAACCUACCUCAGUUUCCGAGAGCGAGUCUGUCCCGACGAUACCCAGCCCGACGACAUCGCCUGUCAUGGCGCGGCGGCACUAUGGAGAGUCCAUAACGAAUAUAGGCAAAGCAAGUAUAUUAGGAGCCGCCAGCAUCGGGAAAGGCCUCGGUGGGAUGCUCUUCUCCAGAUUCGGCCGUUCCAGUGCCCCCGCCUCCCAGGCUCUGGAGCCAGGAAAAGAAGGGGCAGAAGCAGAGGAGAAGAAGCCGGCCUCUAGUCAAUCCACCAUUGGAACUCUGACCUUCCCCCACAGCACCUCUGGCUUCCUGGACCCAACAUUGGAGCUGGAGCACAGGAUCGACUUCGAGCUCAGGGAAGGCCUAGUGGAGAGCAGAUACUGGUCGGCCGUCACGUCGCACACGGCUUACUGGUCGUCUAUGGACAUUGCCCUCUUUCUUCUCACCUUCAUGUACAAGCAGGACCACGGAGAAGAGGACAGCAUCCAGCCACAGCCAGACCCUGUUUGAUUUUUGCUCCGGGCGGGGAGGGGGGAGGGAGGGAGGGAAGGGGGGAUAAAACUCAUUGAACGUCAUAGACCAAUCUUAAGUGAAAGUAAGGCGCACGGAUGUUUCAGGUUUGAAUGCAUGCCUGGGUUUCUCCCUUUCAAGAUUAUUUGUCCUUCCGCUUCUCGAACCAUCCGCUGUUCUCCUGAAGGUCCUCUUGAAAGGCCAGCUGUUUUCAUCUGGACAGCCAGUGCAGCAGUAGCAUUUUAGCAGCAUCUCUGCUAAGGGGUGUGGGGGGGGAGAGACUUCUUGGCAGAUUUAACAUAAUCAUUCUUCCACCAAGCUCUUUUUCCCCCUUCCCCCCCCACCCCCCCCUUUUAAGUACAAACGUUUAGUCUGCUAAACUUAAAUCCAUUUUCACUCACAAAAAUGCCUGCAAACCUAAAACAGCCAUGUUCUGUGUCCUGGGAAGUAUAAUGCAACAGUAUCAAUGUUUAGAUCUGAAGUCUGUCGCUCGUAGUUCCACUGAAAUUCCUUUGGGGCGGCAAGACUCGAAAGAUGUGCUAACGCAACUCAUUCACAAACUAAAAUGCUGGCAUAAGGCAAAUAGACGGUAACCAUAAUUUAUUAUUGCCUCCAACUAACGGUUUUCUUUUACUCCAGUGUGUAAAAAGCAUUACUUUUCUACAGAUUUUUUUUCUUUAUCUUUUUUUUUUUUUUUGAGGGGGGCAUAACUUAAAGAACCACGUUUCUUUUCUACAGUGUUACAACUCUUCCUCAGACGACAUAACUUUGUAUUAUUCCAAUGGAGCUAUGAACACUGUGGCACAAUUUUCAGUAUUUUUUCAUUAAAACAAAAUAAAUCUUUGUGGUAUCGCA